Messenger RNA from Helianthus annuus (common sunflower), 3182 nucleotides. Its product is annotated as ATPase 9, plasma membrane-type. NCBI's taxonomy places the organism in Eukaryota, Viridiplantae, Streptophyta, Magnoliopsida, Asterales, Asteraceae. Bases 1 to 2805 code for a protein of 934 amino acids. The transcript has 13 exons. Gene Ontology annotation, molecular function: ATP binding; P-type proton-exporting transporter activity; ATP hydrolysis activity. Gene Ontology annotation, biological process: proton export across plasma membrane; regulation of intracellular pH. The record is from RefSeq and is a predicted model, not a curated record. Gene Ontology annotation, cellular component: plasma membrane.
AUGCCAAUGGAUGAGUUAUUUGAUCAAUUGAAAUGCACAAAAGAGGGAUUGACAAGUGAAGAAGGCAAAAGAAGGCUUGGAAUAUUUGGUCCAAAUAAAUUGGAGGAGAAAAAGGAAAGCAAAUUUCUCAAGUUUUUAGGUUUUAUGUGGAAUCCUCUUUCAUGGGUUAUGGAAGCUGCUGCUAUCAUGGCCAUUGCCUUAGCAAAUGGAGGGGGGAAGCCACCAGAUUGGCAAGAUUUUGUAGGAAUAACAACAUUGUUAUUAAUCAAUUCAACCAUAAGUUUCAUAGAAGAAAACAAUGCAGGAAAUGCUGCAGCAGCAUUAAUGGCAGGUUUAGCUCCUAAAACAAAGCUUUUAAGGGAUGGAAAAUGGGCCGAAGCCGAAGCUGAGUUUCUCGUACCCGGAGAUAUCAUUAGCAUUAAGCUCGGUGAUAUUGUACCCGCUGAUGCACGUCUCCUAGAAGGGGACCCCCUCAAGAUUGACCAGGCUGCGUUGACCGGUGAGUCAUUGCCGGUAACUAAGAAACCUGGGAAUAGUGUUUUUUCGGGUUCGACGUGUAAACAAGGUGAGAUCGAAGCUGUUGUGAUCGCUACUGGGGUCCACACUUUCUUUGGUAAGGCGGCUCACUUAGUCGAUAGCACAAAUCAAGUCGGCCACUUCCAAAAGGUAUUAACGGCUAUCGGUAACUUUUGUAUAUGCUCGAUUGCUGUCGGGCUGAUAAUAGAAAUAGUGGUGAUGUACCCGAUUCAGAAACGAACCUACAGAAACGGAAUCGAUAACUUGCUGGUUUUACUCAUAGGCGGCAUCCCAAUCGCAAUGCCAACCGUGUUGUCGGUUACAAUGGCUAUCGGGUCCCACAAGUUAUCACAGCAGGGAGCGAUUACCAAACGGAUGACAGCCAUUGAAGAAAUGGCUGGGAUGGAUGUUUUGUGCAGUGACAAGACUGGCACUCUCACACUUAACAAGCUCACAGUUGAUAAAAGUCUUAUUGAGGUCUUUGUAAAGGAUAUGGAUAAGGACACAGUGAUUUUAAUGGGAGCAAGGGCUUCAAGAGUGGAGAAUCAAGAUGCAAUUGAUGCUUGCAUUGUAGGAAUGCUUGCUGAUCCUAAGGAGGCAAGGGCGGGGAUCAACGAGGUACAUUUUCUACCAUUUAACCCUGUGGAUAAACGAACAGCGAUAACAUACACAGAUCAAGAUGGAAAUUGGCAUCGAGUGAGCAAAGGUGCACCCGAGCAGAUUGUGGAGCUUUGCAACCUAAAGGGUGAUACUAGCAAAAGGGUUUUCGACAUUAUUGACAAAUUUGCUGAACGGGGUCUUCGUUCUCUUGCUGUUUGUCAACAGACGGUACCUGAAAAAACGAAAGAGGGUCCUGGCGGGCCAUGGGUAUUCGUUGGUCUCCUACCAUUGUUUGACCCGCCAAGACAUGACAGUGCUGAAACAAUUAGGCGGGCCCUACACCUUGGUGUGAAUGUGAAGAUGAUCACCGGUGAUCAACUAGCCAUUGGUAAAGAAACGGGCCGGAGGCUCGGAAUGGGGACAAAUAUGUACCCCUCUUCAUCCCUCUUGGGCCAACACAAAGACGCAUCUAUCGCUAAUAUUCCUAUCGAGGAGCUAAUCGAGCAAGCUGAUGGCUUUGCUGGCGUUUUUCCUGAGCACAAGUAUGAAAUCGUGAAGAAGUUACAAGAGAGAAAACAUAUAUGCGGAAUGACAGGAGACGGUGUAAACGACGCACCAGCACUAAAACGGGCCGAUAUCGGUAUCGCGGUUGCUGAUGCAACCGAUGCAGCCCGAGGUGCAUCCGACAUAGUCUUGACUGAGCCUGGGCUAAGCGUGAUUGUAAGCGCGGUACUUACUAGCCGAGCCAUCUUUCAGAGGAUGAAAAACUACACCAUAUAUGCUGUCUCCAUCACCAUUCGUGUCGUUCUUGGUUUCAUGCUACUCGCACUGAUCUGGAAGUUUGAUUUCUCGCCUUUCAUGGUUCUCAUUAUUGCAAUUCUUAAUGACGGAACCAUCAUGACCAUAUCGAAGGAUAAAGUCAAGCCUUCACCGAUGCCGGAUUCAUGGAAAUUGAAGGAAAUAUUUCUCACUGGGAUCGUUUUCGGGACUUAUUUAGCGGUCAUGACCGUAAUUUUCUUCUGGCUAGCACAAGACUCUGACUUCUUUCCAGAUAAAUUCGGUGUAAGAUCGAUUAGAAACAAGGACUACGAGCUUACGGCAGCUUUGUACCUCCAAGUCAGCAUUGUUAGUCAAGCGCUUAUUUUCGUCACUAGAUCAAGAAGUUGGUCGUAUGUGGAACGACCCGGUCUUCUGCUUCUGACAGCCUUUUUGAUCGCACAGCUGAUAGCUACCCUGAUCGCGGUCUAUGCACACUGGGAUUUUGCGAGAAUCAACGGAAUAGGUUGGGGAUGGGCCGGUGUGAUUUGGUUAUAUAGUAUAAUCUUCUACAUCCCGCUAGAUAUUUUCAAAUUCAUCAUACGGUAUGCAAUGGCUGGCAGGGCUUGGGAUAAUCUGCUCCAAAAUAAGACCGCUUUCACUAGCAAAAAAGACUACGGGCGGGGCGAAAGGGAGGCCCAAUGGGUCCAGGAACAACGGACGGUCCACGGUCUCCAGCCGCCAGAGCAGCCAGAACAGUUCGUGAACGACAAGACGAGCUACCGGGAGUUGUCGGAGCUUGCCGAACAGGCUAAGAAGCGCGCUGAAGUGGCUAGAUUGAGGGAGCUUCAUACAAUAAAGGGUCACGUUGAAUCGGUAGUGAAGCUUAAGGGUCUCGAUAUCGAUACCAUUCAACAGCACUAUACGGUGUAAAAUCGCUAAGGUGGAAGUAGUUUAGUACGCCUACGUAAAGAUUUUGGCAAAGAGAAAUAAAUCAUGAAGGUUUACUUUACUUUACAGCUUUAGUUUCGUCCAAUGUAAUGAAUGGACGAGACGUUGGAAUAAGUCCUCCAGCAGACGAGAUCGAUUACACAGGAUCCGCAGUUGGUGAGAUAAAAUUUAGGCAGAGUGUUUGUUUAUAUUUAAAUUUUAUUUCAUGUUACAAUCAUUGUAUCUAAUCUCAGUUCUCACUGUAGAUAUGUACCUUACUGUUCAUAUUGUAACUAUGUGCUAGUUCUUGAAGCGCUUACGUUUGUGUCAUGCAUGUAUAUCCUUCAUUGGGACUAGGCUGCAAACGAACCAAACGUUCA